This is a messenger RNA of Cebus imitator (Panamanian white-faced capuchin), 908 nucleotides long. RefSeq lists its product as uncharacterized. The record is from RefSeq and is a predicted model, not a curated record. The coding region runs from base 1 to 795 and encodes 264 amino acids. The transcript is spliced from 3 exons. Lineage: Eukaryota; Metazoa; Chordata; Mammalia; Primates; Cebidae.
AUGUCAGCGAUUCCGCGAGAGGCCGCCAGGGGGCGAGCGACUAACGCUCGGCCGCGAGCUCCCCGCUCCCCUCGCUGCGCCCCAACGGCCAGCAGAGGGCGCGCGCCUGGCGUUGAGCCCAACCGCCGCCUCCAACCGGACAGGACAGGACCCGGCAGGACAGGAUGGAGGUUUGGGUCCAAGCCCAGCUGUGUUUGCGGCGCGUACGGGGGCCUGGAAGCCGCUGGGCGGCGCCAAGAACGAAAGUGGGAAAUGGUCUUCGUCGUGAAAGCCCCAGUCCUCGGGGAGCAGACCCCUGCUCUGUGGCAGUGCCAUGCGCCUGGGAGCUGUGUGGAACAUUCCGCAAUGGUCACUCCCGGGUCCUGCAUUUGCCUUGACCACAGGACCCAGAGGCACAGGGAGAAGCCUCCCCUGGAUGCGGUGAGCCGACUUCAGUGGCUGAGACUGUCCGGUAGAGCCGGGAGCACCGCAUGCUUCCUGCAGAUUGCGGGGAGGCCUGUGCGCAUGAGCACCUGCAUCCCUGAAGGGGACCUCCGUGGCGCUACCUGGUCCAGGCAGGUCACAGAGGACUCCUCGGCCCUGAGCACAAGAGGGUGCACCAAGGACAAGAUUCAGCACCGUGACACCAGAACAGCUACACGGAGCCACAGGUCAUUUUCCAAAAAGGCAGUUUCCAGGCCAGAAGCCACCCCUGCAGCAUUGCUUUAUGCUCCAAGAGAAGGUCUAGCACACAGCUCUGCUCAGAUGGAAGCACCGUUCCCUGAGCGUCCUUGUCAGCACCAGGUGACUUUCUGACAGAACCCCUCCCUCCCUCUCUGCCUCGUUUUCUCAAGAUGCCGUGUUUGCCUGAAAGGACAUUUGCAGCCAGCAGUGGUGGUGGCUGGUCCUUUGGAUGGGCACCAAUGCCA